Molecule: messenger RNA, 1318 nt
Organism: Boeremia exigua
Lineage: Eukaryota; Fungi; Ascomycota; Dothideomycetes; Pleosporales; Didymellaceae
Product: solute carrier family 25 protein
Exons: 1
Coding region: 109-1026 (305 amino acids)
Biological process (GO): nucleotide transport; folate import into mitochondrion
Cellular component (GO): mitochondrion
Molecular function (GO): FAD transmembrane transporter activity; folic acid transmembrane transporter activity
Source: RefSeq, a predicted model, not a curated record
CUAUGCCAUAACACACCCGCGCUCUCUGCCGUCACGAUCCUGGCGUCUCAACCUCCACUCCCAGUCGCUCAGCAUGCGCCCCCCUCCCCCGCACGCCGCACUCCCGUCAUGCCCCUCGCCGUCCCGCCCAUGACCAACGAGCGCCCCACCGCCCCGCGCUCCGCCCUCCCCGCCUCCGUUGUCGAAACAACCGCCGGCUUUACUGCAGGCAUCGUCUCCUGCCUCGCCGCGCAUCCUCUUGACCUCCUCAAAAACCGCCUCCAGCUCACCACAACCACACGCCCGCGCCUCGGCGCCUCCCUGCACAUCCUACGCAGCAUCGUCCGCGAUGAAGGCGGCCCCCUCGCCCUCUACCGCGGCCUCUGGCCCAAUCUGCUUGGCAACAGCCUCGGAUGGGGCCUAUACUUCCUAUUCUACGCCCGCGCAAAGGAGGCGUUAGCAGCGCACAACGCCACCGGCCUGCCGCUCAGCAGCGCGGAAUUCUUCGCAGCGAGCGGUGCUGCCGGCCUUGCGACCGCGUUUUGCACUAACCCCGUGUGGGUGCUUAAAACGCGCAUGCUGGAGCGCGGCGCCAACCGCGCGGGCGCAUACCCGUCGAUGCGCGCGGGGCUCGCGCAUGUGUGGGCGACGCGCGGGCUGCGCGGGCUGUGGGCGGGCUUUGUGCCGGCGUCGCUGGGCGUGGUGCAUGGCGCUGUGCAGUUCAGUUUGUACGAGACGAUGAGGGCGAGCCGUGGCGCUGACCCAGUGUCGAAUUGGGACACGGUGUACAUGAGCGCUGGCAGUAAGCUGCUCGCGGGUGCGAUUACUUACCCCUACCAGCCGAUUCGUGCGCGGUUGCAGCAGUAUGAGGCUGCGGCAAGAUAUAGUGGAGUGGUGGAUGUACUGCGGCAGACGUAUAGGAAUGAGGGGGUGUGGGCAUUCUAUAAGGGUGUGGUGCCGAAUACACUGCGGGUGGUGCCGACGACAGUGGUGACGUUUCUAGUGUAUGAGAAUGUCAAGGUCUGGCUGCCAAGGAUAUUUGGGUAAGGGACGCAAGGGGCGCGUGGGGAUGAUUAGGAGGAGCGCACAGUAAGGAGUAGGUGGUGGUCCGAGUCUGGUGUGUGGACUUAGUGUGGGCCUGGAUUAACGAGCGUCUUGUAGAGCGUGAUGAGAGCACGGUACAAGCGUACGGAUCGGAUAGGCUAUAUGAAAAUUCUACAGGUCCGCAUUGCAUCUUCAUUCGAAGGACAAUCAGGAGAGCGGGCAGGGCAAGAAUAGUAAGUGGUAGAAUCGUCUUGAAGUAACGUGUUCCACCACCGAGCCGCGCACCCCACCGAGC